UCUUUUUCUUCAGUUGCUGCUGCUUGUGUGCACCCUCCCUCUACCGAAACGUCGUUUGCUCCGAUCAUCCCAGUUUUGCAAAAACCUUCAUUGCAAACAUCUAGAUUAGCGUAAUAUCGUGGCCAAGCGGUGGCGUUGCAGAAAUAAUGGAAUACCAGUGAAGUGUGUAGUGGAAGUGUGAUCGAAUAAUAAUAAUAGUAACAGAGCAGUGCUGUCAAUAGAAAGCUCACACACAGACCAAUACAGCCGAAUGUGUUUAAUGUAAAGGAAGCGAACAAAACGUGUAAUAGGAAGUGAUCUCUGGAGCAUUACGCAAGAUAUAAAGGUGAACAAUCUGCUGCCACUAACACCAUGCUCCAGUGGACCGGCAAACGGAACUGAUCUGAUGCGCAACUGGAGGCCGGAGGUUUCGCGAGAUCGCGCCACUGCCCUAAACCCUGCGCGUCCCUUGCUUACAGUGUGUGGAAAGGUCGAGUCAAGUUGAAAACGCACAAUCCCCACACCCGUUCAUAAUGGAUCUGGCCGCGUUUAAACCGAAGGUAGAUCCCAACGAUACGUUGGGCGAACGACAUGGCCGCGAAAUUGAAGAUGAUUUCGGUGGCAAAGGUAUUGCGGUUGUGGUGCCCGAUCGUAGUGCCACCGAGGAAGGUCCACCACAGCAGACCAUGGUUGGCGGUGCGACCGUCUACCUGACGGAAACGUUCUACAUCAGUUCCAAGAAGAACACCGUGUUUGAGGUACGGCUCACAGACAAGGGUCUCUGCCUGAAGAAGCAAUCGAACGGUUCGACCAAGGAGCAAACAAUCCCGCUAAAGGACAUCAUCGGCUGUCGGUGUUUGCGCAGCAAAAGAAGAUCCCGCGGCAGUUCGUCGUGCACCUGUGCCUCCAUCUCGAGCUCCCACCAGCUGAAGGUGGUCGAGGAGAACUCCGACGAGCAGGACGAAACGGACGUUAGCGCUUAUCUGUACAUCUACGCCUACAUCCUGAAGCGUAACCGGCGGGGUGGAUUCCGCGAGAGAACCACCAUAACGCUGCGCUUUCGUUCCUUCGACCGGUACGAAGAUAAUAACCGGGAGGCACAAAAGUGGCGUGCCUCCAUCAAGCAUCUGGUGGCGGGUGAACCGGUGCAGAAGUUCACCUAUCAACCGCGGGACACGCGCAAAAUGUUGAUCAUUCUGAAUCCCAAGUCGGGUUCGGGAAAGGCGCGCGAAAUGUUUCAGCAGCGUGUUGCACCGGUCUUUGCCGAGGCCGAGAUCCCGUACGAUCUGCACAUCACGAAGAAAAGCAAUUGGGCGCGUGAAUUUGUACGGUUGCGCGAUGUGUACCUGUGGCGGGGUAUUGUCCUCGUGGGUGGCGAUGGUAUCUUCUUCGAGGUGUUGAAUGGACUGUUCGAGCGGGAAGAUUGGCAGACGGCUAUUGACGAGCUGCCGAUGGGAAUCAUCCCGUGCGGAUCGGGCAAUGGACUAGCGAAAACGGUCUCUUUCCUAUAUGAAGAACCGUUCGACACGAAACCUGUACUGGCGUCAGCUUUAAUGGUAGUUAAGGGAAAACAUUCCAUGUUAGACGUAGUUAGAGUCGAAACACGUUCCAAUAUUAUGUUCUCGUUUUUGUCGGUCGGCUGGGGACUCAUCUCGGACAUUGACAUCGAGAGCGAACGGUUGCGUGCGAUCGGUGGCCAACGGUUCACCGUGUGGUCCGUCCAUCGGUUAAUCAGCUUGCGCACCUACCAAGGCAAGGUGUACUAUCUUCCGGCUUUAGUUAGUCAAACGAAUGGCGUUGGCGAUGGGAACCUCACGCACCCGAACGGUGGUGGCAUCGGCACACUGAAGCACAGUGUUAGUUACAACACGACACUAAACUGUCGCGACUGCCGGGGACUGAUGGGGCAGGACGGUGGUUGUGGUGGUACCGUCGGUAGCUGCGAUGCCUGUGAUACAAACUUUAGCGAUGUGCUGUCGCUGGAAACCGGUACCAAUUUGGACUCGUUCCGGCCACGUAUCGAUAGCUGGUAUUCGGCCACCUCGCGCAAAAGCACCUACUUCUCGACGGUGGACAGUGUGUACGAGAGUGAUAAAGCUUCCAACGAUGAUCCUACGCAGAACGGUGGCCCUAAUGGUGGUGGUGUGAUGUACGGACCACCCUCUAGACUUCCCGCACUAACUGCCUCGCUGCCGGACACCUGGCAAACGAUUGCUGGCGAAUUUGUGAUGGUACACGCGGCGUAUCAGUCGCACCUCAGCACGGAGUGUUACUUUGCGCCCCAGUCGCGCCUUAACGAUGGGAUCAUAUGGUUGCUGAUCAUCCGGGCGGGCGUUUCACGAUCGCAGCUACUGUCGUUCCUGCUCGGGCUAAGCAGCGGUACGCACCUCCCAAUGCAGCCGAACGAACACAUCCAGAUGGUGCCGGUUUCGGCGUUCCGGAUCGAACCGGCCGGUACCAACGGUCACAUGACGGUCGAUGGCGAGAAGGUCGAGUGUGGACCGAUUCAAGGUGAAAUCUUUCCCAGCCUAGCGAAACACACCAACAUGGCUGUCUAUUGCUGGGGAAAUACGGCCCACGGUGAGCUCGGUCUCGGUGGGAUUGAAGAGGAACAGGUAAUAGUUCCACGUAAGAUGGAGUGGUCGCAUGCGGAAGAUGUGGCGCAAGCGGCUUGUGGAACCACUCACACGCUGUUCCUCACGAAAGAGGGCAAAAUGUACGCCUGCGGGAACAACGAUCACGGUCAGCUUGGCCACGAUACAGACACGCUACCAAACAAAAGGCCACGUAUGUCCAGAUUUAAACUUUUGACAUCGCUAGAAAACUACAUCAUAACGCAUGUCAGCUGUGGCAUAGCACACUCACUAGCCCUAACAAACUGGGGGCAGCUGUUUAGCUGGGGCUCGAACGCCGUCGGUCAGCUGGGUCACGAUACGGAAAAUGGGCGCCAGCCGAUACCACGCAUGAUAAAGGCGAUCGGUGCAAAACACGUCGUACAGAUCGCAUCCGGUCAAUACCAUUGCCUGGCGCUAACAAACAACGGCGAACUGUACGCUUGGGGUUCGAACUCCUACGGGCAGCUUGGCAUUGGUACGACAAAUGAGAAGCUGGCAAUACCAACGCUGGUACAAUCGUUGGCCGGUGUACCGAUUGCUUUUAUCGCCUGUGGUGGAAAUCAUAGUUUUGCUGUAUCCAAAUCUGGUGCAAUUUUUGGCUGGGGUAAAAACACUUUCGGCCAGCUCGGACUGAACGAUCUUAAUUCGCGCUGCUAUCCGACACAGUUGCGCACCCUUCGCAGUUUGGGCGUCCGGUACAUCAGCUGUGGGGAUGAUUUUUCCGUCUUUCUCACCAACGAAGGUGGCGUGUUUACGUGUGGUGCCGGUACGUUCGGUCAGCUAGGGCACGGUAGCUGCAGCAACGAGAUAUUACCACGGAAGGUGUUCGAACUGAUGGGAAGCAAAAUAACGCAAAUUGCAUGCGGCCGGCGUCAUACGCUAGCGUUUGUGCCUUCUCGUGGGAAGAUAUACGGGUUCGGACUUAGCGGUGUCGGUCAGCUAGGGACCGGUAUACUAGGCAACUUUAACACUCCACAGAUUGUUCGUGGACCAUGGUUCAAAACAGACUUUGAACCGUCAGGCUGUGAUGAAACGCAAAUAACUGUGAGUCGCAUAUUUUCCGGUGGAGAUCAGUGCUUUGUUUCGGUGUUAGGAAACGAAGAUUCUGCCGAUUUCCGUGUCUAUGACAAUAGCACGCAGAUUCUAUCCCUUUCGCCAGAAAUGGGAAAGGAAUUAGCGAAAAUAGAACCAGAUCAAACGAUCGAGCUCGAUCUGAUGUCGUCGGUGGAAACGAUCUUCAAAUCGUUAGCGUGUAUGAACGGUUCGCUACUGCUGCCAAACGAUGAACAUUUCUGCUGCACCUCGAAACACCCGGGCUUGGACAUGGUGGCGGCAGAGGAAACGUUCGAUCACAUACGCAAGAUAGAGCGUGAAUCAAUCCGACAACUGAUCCGCGAUUCGAUCGAAUCGGAACUGCUCGGUGCCUUAAUGCCUUCGCCGGCCGAUGUAGAGACGCUUCGGAUUUAUCUACUGCUGCCGCUGUACCAUGAAUUUAUUAAUCCAAAACACUACCAAAAGCUACACUCGCCGUUCAGCCAAUCGGUACUGAAGCUAGCCAAAAAUGCGUACGAAAUCGUGGUAAACUGGUGGGCCAGCCAAUCGAAGGAAUAUUUCGAAUGUAUGGUGGAAAACUUUAAGAGCGUCAUACUGUACAUCAUCAACUUUAAGCAGCCGCGUGUGGUAGGUUCAACGAACAAGCAGGAGGUUCGGUACGAUCCACAUCUUGCCGCGAUGCUGGACAUCAUAGCGGUCCUGUACUGGAUCAAUCAUCAGAAGCGAACGGAGAAGUUACCGUACGAACAGUUCCACAUCAACGAGAUUGACGAUCUGGUCGACAUCCGGCAGGAUUACAUGCGAUGGACGACGGAUACAAACGGGGUAACGUUUUCGCUCUGUAACUAUCCGUUCAUUUUCAAUGCCGCUGCCAAGAUGCUGUUGCUACAGACUGAUCAAAUGUUGCAAAUGUACCAAGCGAUGCAGAGUGCGGCGACUGUUAAUCUGCUGUCGAUGUUGUGUUCCCCAAUGCCAAGUGCCGCCUCGCAGUAUAUAGUGCUGAAUGUGACGCGUGAAAACAUUGUGCAGGAUACGAUCCGUGAGCUGUCGCACUAUGCGGCGAGCGAUCUGAAGAAACCGAUCAAGAUCAAGUUCUGCGGUGAGGAAGCGGAAGAUGCGGGUGGUGUGCGGAAGGAGUUCUUUAUGUUGCUGUUGCGUGAUAUUCUCGAUCCGAAGUACGGUAUGUUUAAAUCGUUCGACGAUUCAUGUGCGAUCUGGUUUACCGAGGAUUACUUCGACAGUGACGAUAGUAUGUUCGCGUUGAUCGGUAUAUUGUGUGGGCUGGCGAUCUAUAACUUCACGAUCAUCGCCCUACCGUUUCCGCUCGCACUGUACAAGAAGCUGUUGGGUGAGGAGGUCGACAUGAAGGAUCUUAAAGAUUUAGCACCGAUGGUGGCAAACUCGAUGCAAAGCAUACUGGACUAUGAUGGGGCGGAUCUGGAGGAUGUGUUCGAUUUGUCCUUCACCAUCACCAGGGACUAUUUCGGGGAGAUACAAACCAUUCCGCUAAAGCAGGACGGUGAAAACAUUCGAUUAACGCAAUCGAACAAGCAAGAGUUUGUCCAACUCUAUAUAGACUACGUGUUUAACAAAUCCGUUGAGAGGUCAUUCCGACAGUUUCACGCUGGCUUUAUGCGUGUCUGCGGUGGUCGCGUGCUGAAGCUGUUCAAAGCGCACGAGCUUAUGUCUGUGGUGGUGGGUAAUGAGGAGUAUGAUUGGCUAGCGCUAGAGGAAAAUGCCGAAUACAAGAACGGUUACAAGUGCAGUGAUCAGACGAUACGAUGGUUUUGGGAGGUGUUUCACGAGUUACCAUUGGAAGAGAAGAAAAAGUUUCUGCUUUUCCUUACCGGUUGUGACCGUAUUCCGAUCAUGGGUAUGAAGGCGAUCAAGAUAUACAUUCAACCGACACCGGACGACAAAUUUCUACCGGUGGCACACACCUGCUUUAAUCUGCUCGAUCUACCUCAGUACCAAACGAAGGAGAAGCUCAAGUACAAAUUGCAACAGGCAAUCCAACAAACGCAAGGCUUUAGCUUGGUGUGAACAAAAAAAACAGAUCGAUCUCGACGUACUCCUCUCCUUACACUCCCCGUCUCUUCUAUUUUCCUUUAAAUGUUUCAUACAAAUUCGGUAGACAGUUGGUUUCUCGUUUAUAAUCUGGUUUUACUCACUAUUUAUGUUACGCUUUUGUUUCGACACAAACGGACGCGCUAAAUGUUCCAUGAUGAAUGUAUUGCGUUCACUAUUUUAUAUUUAUAACAAACUGUUGCUACUGUUAACGUCUGCCACCGUUCGAAUCAGGUAAAUAAUGGUGUUCGAAGUUGUUGAAACGGAUCAAAAUAGGGCAAUAAAUUCAUGGAAGCAAUAUUAGCAAUACUUGCAUAA
Messenger RNA from Anopheles funestus (African malaria mosquito), 6032 nucleotides. It is a transcript of the gene Herc4, whose product is annotated as probable E3 ubiquitin-protein ligase HERC4. Gene Ontology annotation, cellular component: membrane; intracellular membrane-bounded organelle; cytoplasm. Bases 513 to 5690 code for a protein of 1725 amino acids. Lineage: Eukaryota; Metazoa; Arthropoda; Insecta; Diptera; Culicidae. The transcript is spliced from 13 exons. Gene Ontology annotation, biological process: sphingosine biosynthetic process. Gene Ontology annotation, molecular function: ubiquitin-protein transferase activity. The record is from RefSeq and is a predicted model, not a curated record.